Molecule: messenger RNA, 2082 nt
Organism: Trematosphaeria pertusa
Lineage: Eukaryota; Fungi; Ascomycota; Dothideomycetes; Pleosporales; Trematosphaeriaceae
Product: gamma-glutamyltranspeptidase
Exons: 3
Coding region: 109-1896 (595 amino acids)
Source: RefSeq, a predicted model, not a curated record
UGCAUAGCCGUCAACAUGUCCAGUCAAUUACUACUUCCACCUCAUGGCAGCCCUUGAAGGCAUUGCAAAGCCCUCGUCCCCCGCCAUCACGCAACACGGUCCCCAAACAUGGGCCCUAACGUCUUUCCUCAUCCCAACCCCCAGUUCGCCCGUUUUCCCAGCCGACGCUCAGUCGUGCACAGCACCAAGGGCAUCGUAUCAUGCACGCAACCCCUGGCGACUGCCGCCGGACUCGAGGUCCUUCGUAAGGGCGGAAACGCGGCGGAUGCUGCAGUGGCUGUAGCAGCAGCCAUCAAUGUCACAGAACCCAGUUCAACAGGCAUCGGCGGUGACAUGUUCUGUCUGUUCUACGAUGCCAAGACAAAGAAAGUACAUGCCAUGAACGGGUCUGGUCGAUCGGGCAAGAAUGUGACGCUAGAGCAAAUCCGAAAAGACCUCAAGCUAGCCGACGGAGAGACUGGCCAGAUACCCAUGGACAGUGUGCACGCCGUCACGGUGCCUGGUGCUGCAGCCGGCUGGAUAGACUGCGUCGAGCGAUUCGGGAGCAACAAAGUGAGCAUGAAGGACGUGCUUGCGCCUGCCAUUGAGCUCGCCGAGAAUGGCUUCCCGGUCUCCGAGCUGACCGCGACCUUUUGGGCAAAUGGCGAGCCACUAAUAAGGCGGGCAUCUCCGAACGGUGCGGAGAUGCUCAAGAAAGAUUCUUCCGCAAAGGACGGCUGCAGAGCACCACGGGCAGGAGAGAUCAUGAAGAAUCCAACCAUCGCAAACACAUUCCGGCUUCUCGCCAAGCAUGGCAAGAAAGGCUUCUACGAGGGAGAAGUAGCCGAGCAGCUAAUCAAGGUCGUCUCUGAUUUGGGGGGCCAUUUGACCUUAGAUGAUUUAAGGCACCACGCUGAAACUGGCUCCGAACCUGUCGACGCAAUAUCUCUGCAGUACACUGGUCAGAGUGUUGGUGAGCAGACCGGUGGCGGAAUCGAACUCUGGGAACAUCCGCCCAAUGGACAGGGUAUCGUGGCACUCAUGGCCCUCGGUAUCAUCCAGGAGCUGGAGAAACAGGGGGAAAUACCAAAAUGGGGCCUAAAGGACCACAACAGCACUGCGCAUCUCCAUGCGGUCAUCGAAGCACUACGUAUCGCCUUUGCCGACGCCCACUGGUUCGUCACUGAUCCGAACGUUGUCAAAAUACCUUCGGCCGACCUCAUCUCACAGAAAUACCUUGCCGAGCGUGCAAAGCUCUUUAAUCCGGAUAAGGCUAUAUCAGCUCCCUUACACGGUUCCCCCGCUCACCUCCAGAGCGACACGGUGUACUUCUGCUGCUCGGAUUCUGAGGGCAACGCAAUUUCCUUCAUCAACAGCAACUAUGGCGGCUUCGGCACAGCCAUCAUCCCCAAAGGAUGUGGCUUCACCCUGCAGAACCGAGGCGCGAACUUUAACUUGAUGAAAGGACACCCGAACGUGCUAGCACCUAGGAAAAGGCCGUAUCACACCAUCAUCCCAGGCCUAAUCACGUACGCGAAAGACCAGAGCCUCCACAGCGUAUACGGCGUCAUGGGCGGCUUUAUGCAGCCCCAAGGUCAUGUCCAAGUUCUCCUUAACCAGGAGGUUUUUAAGCUGGACCCCCAAGCUGCUCUUGACUCGCCGCGCAUCUGCAUUGGAGCAGGAAUGCCCGACUCUGAUGGGCGCAUGACAGACGCGACAAUUUACCUCGAGGAAGGUAUCGAUCAGCAGGUUGUAAAUGAACUGAAGGACAUGGGUCAUAGCGUCCAGCAGCUGGGCGGGUUUGGAAGAGCUAUGUUUGGCCGCGGGCAGAUCAUUAGGCAGCAUUUCGACGAUGGAAUUAUGGUCUGGAGCGGUGGUAGUGACUUGAGAGGUGAUGGUGCUGCAGUUCCGCUCUAGCCGAUGCUGUCGACAGACCUUUUCAUGGUGGGAGCGGGAGCCAGCGGUUUACACAGAUUUCAAUCCUGGGGAUUCCAGAACUUGAACGGAUUGCUUAUAACAGGAACGUAGACACUCUUCAUCAACAUUUAACCUUGGCCUGCUUUACGUAAACAUGUAGGACGCAUACCAGCCCGAUAUCUGCCG